AUGGAGGCUUCUGCUGGGGAGGAGCAGAAAGAUAUGCUUUCGGAGGCCCCUCGGGGGGCCCCCCUCUUUGCUUCUACACCUAAACGUAGCAGUUGGCUAAGCAGCAGCAGCAACAACAACAGCAGCAGCAGCAGCACAGCAGCAGCAGCAGCAGCAGCAGCGACAGCAGCAGCAGGUCCUGUCUGCUCCCCCCAAAGGGCUCAUUGCUCUCAUACAAUUGAAGAGAUACGCGCUCGCCUCAAACCGCGAAUCCAAAGCGGCGGUGGAGGGGGUUCGGGUGUAUCGACAGCAGCUCCUUCAUUUGAGUCCCUGCCUAUCUCUCCUUCUUUGUUGAGGCAGCGGCUGCAAUCCGACGGUGCUGUUGCUGCUGCUGCUGCUGCUUCUGCUUCUGCUGCUGAUAGUCCUCGCAGCAGCAACAGCUCCAUUGCAGCAACUGCUGCAGCAGCAGCAGCAGCAGCAGUAGCAGAACCCUCAGUGUCUGUACACCGCGAAGAGGAGACACCCAGUUUUCGUAGUUAUGGUUUAGAUCCUCUUGACUCGCUUAUGCGGAGGAGACAGACAGCAGCAGCAGCAGCAGCAGCAACAGCAACAUCAGCAGCAGCAGCAGCAGCAGGGCUCAACAGAACAGCAACACAACUGGAUGCUGCAGACGCGAAAAGCUGUCUCCUUAUGCUUCAUGAGUUGCUGGAGGCAGCAGAAGCACAUCGGCAGCAAUCAGUUAAGGAGGCCCAGCGUCUUAGAGGGUUUAAUUCUGACUUAUGUUUGCUGCUGCAGCAAGCUAACAGCAGAGAGCAGCAAAUAUUCAUAGAGCUCGCAGCUAACCGCUCUCUUCUUGCGGAAGCACACAACAAAAUCCUACUCUUAGAACGCUCAGCAGAGGAAGCUGCUGCGUCUCUGAGGACUCAAAGAGACACUUUUGCUGAGCGUCUGCAAGUUGUUGAGGCGGAGCUUGCUCGGUGUACGAGGGAAAAUGAACAGCUGCGGCAGCAGCAGGCUGCGAAUGAAGCGUCUCUUCGUGAACUUGCGGCGAUUCGCGAGUCUCACGGAGCCAUUGAAAGGGAGAAGAAACAGCUUCAGUCAGAGCUGGAGGCACAAGCUGUUGCUAGCUCUCGACUGCUGAAUGAUAGAAUAGAGCUGCAGGGACAGCUGCAUCGCUUGCAAGCGCAGCUUCAAGAAGUAGAGACACCCGGUGUCUCCUUAAAGCAGCAAGACAGCAUGAAACAAAGAAUGCUGGGCAAUACCUCUUUUAUUGAGGAGACAGACGAAGAUAGCACAGCUCGUGUGCUGCUGCUGCUGCAGCAAUUUGCUGCUGAGGUGUCUCCUCACUUAGGAGACAACGAAAGACAUGAGUUGCUGGAGCAGCAGCUGCUGCAGCAGGGAGCAGCAAAGGGGAUUCUAGAGGCAUUUCAACAAUUGCGAGCUGAGAAAAACGAGUUCCACGGGUAUGCGCUGGAGCUGCUGAAUCGUCUCGAUGCAUUAGGUCUUACAGGGCCUCCUCGAGCAAACAGUCAAGGGAAUCCUGAAGCAGCAGCAGGUGCUGCUGCUGCUGCUGCUGCUGCUGCCCCUUCCGGUGCUGCUGCUGCUACUGCUGAUGCUGGUUUUGCUGCUGUGUGUGCUGCGCCUGAUGGAGUUAGCGACUCUGUCGGAACCAGCAGCAGCAGCAGCAGCAGCAGCCUUGACAUGGCUGCGGCGCAGAUGCAGCAGGAGCAGCAGCAGCAGCAGGAGACAGUCUCCUGCUGA
Messenger RNA from Eimeria acervulina, 1740 nucleotides. RefSeq lists its product as hypothetical. Bases 1 to 1740 code for a protein of 579 amino acids. NCBI's taxonomy places the organism in Eukaryota, Apicomplexa, Conoidasida, Eucoccidiorida, Eimeriidae. The record is from RefSeq and is a predicted model, not a curated record. The transcript has 10 exons.